AUGGAGCCCAAUGGCAGCAGCCCCGGGCCGGGGAACACCAGCCACCCCAAGGAUCUCUUCGCCGGCCUGGAGCUGCUGCUGCACUUCAAGCCGCUGUUCAUCCCCCUCUACUGCCUCCUGGUGGCCGUGGCCUGCCUGGGCAACGCCUUCCUGGUGGGCUGCAUCGCCGCCAACAAGAAGCUGCACAACGCCACCAACUUCUUCCUGGGCAACCUGUCGCUGGGCGACCUGCUGAUGUGCCUGACCUGCGUGCCUCUGACGGCCUCCUACGCCUUCGAGGGGCGGGGCUGGCUCUUCGGGCGCGCCAUGUGCCACGCCGUGGCCCUGCUGCAGGCCGCCACCGUCUACGUCUCAGUGCUCUCGCUGGCGGCCAUCGCCGUGGACCGCUACGUGGUGGUGGCCUACCCCGUGCAGCGGCGCAUCGCCCUGCGCUACUGCGGCCUGGUGGUGGCCACCAUCUGGGCCCUGGCCCUGGCCCUGGCCGCCCCACCCGCCUGGCACACCAGUUACGUGGAUCUGCGGCCCAUCGGACACGACUUGAUCAUCUGCGAGGAGUUCUGGAGGCACAUGGAGAGGCAGAGGCUGGCCUACUCCUGCGCCAUGCUCCUCCUCUCCUACGUGGUGCCCCUCCUGGCCGUCACUGUCUCCUACUGCUUCAUCUCGGCCCACCUUCGCCGGAGGAGCCUGCCCGGCUCGGCCAACCUCAGCCAGGCCCGGUGGGACAAGAAGAAGCGCAAGACCUUCCUGUUGCUGGUGGUUUCUGUCCUGGUCUUUGCCGUGUGCUGGUUGCCCUUGCAGGUCCUCAACCUCCUCCGGGACCUGGACCCCGAUUUCACCCUCCUGGGCAAGCGCUACAUCAACCUGGCCCAGGUCUCCUGCCACCUGGUCGCCAUGAGCUCGGCCUGCUACAACCCCUUCAUCUACGCCUCGCUGCACCGCAAGUGCCGAGCCCACCUGCGCGGCUACGUCCGGCACAGGCAGCGGCACAACGGGCAGUGCGCCCGCGCCAACACUUGCCUCAGCCUCCUGCCCGACGCCCCGGGACUGGGACAGGGCGAUCGAGCUGCCAGGGACAACGCGGUCUAGGGAAGGGCCCUGCAACCCCUCCCUCUGGGAGCAGGGGCCGGCUGCCGUGCCUUGGGUGCGCCCUGCGGCUCAGGGCAUGGGGACGGGGAUGCACUGCGGGCAUUAGGGAUCGGGGAGGGGAACCAGAGAAGAAAGGAGCGGGUGGUGCACUGGGCUGGGAAUCAGGACUCUUGGGUUCUGCGCUGCUUUGGGAUGGGAGAGGGGUCUAGUCGGUUGGAGCAGGGGGAUGCUGGGAGCCAGGACUCCUGGGUUCGAUUUUUAGCUCUGCCACUGAUACCUUGUCUGACCUCGAGCCCUAACUGCGUUCUGCCCGUGCCUCAGUUUUUCUCUCUGUUCAAUGGGACUACAGACCCCGACCUUCUUCCGAUCGCACUUGCAUCUGCUGUGUGAGCGCUGCACGAUUGUUUGUCACUUUAAUGCCCUUAUCCAAAUCCCGCCGUCACCCCAGCCCGCCACCUCAUCUCCCCUGCCUUUUGGGAGGCAGCCGCUCCUCAACAGAGAUCGUCAUCCACAGUAUGGACCCACCAACUCAAAGCGGCACCAGACCCUACCAGAACAACAGAUGAAAAACCUGCAGCCGUAUCUCCACCGCUGCAGUGAUCAGCGCCCCCCACAACACAUCGUUCAAGGUCCAUGGGUCCUGCCCAUGCCUAGCACAACAUGUGGUGUAACCUCAGCCAGCGCACUAAACACCCCCAUCACAACCACGUGGGUGAAGCCAGACAGUCCCUGCGCUCGCAAAUGAGCUCUCAAGGGAAAUGACAAAAGACAAAACCACCCCGUCCCCAGUGGGCGAACACUUUCCACAAAGCGAUCGCUCCAUAACUGACCUCUCCUUCCUCCUCCUCAACGGAAACCUGCCCAACACUUUCAAACGAGGAGCCCGGGAGUUUAAAUUCCUAACUAGUGUGAUGUUGCA
This is a messenger RNA of Chrysemys picta bellii (western painted turtle), 2005 nucleotides long. RefSeq names its product prolactin-releasing peptide receptor-like. Gene Ontology annotation, cellular component: neuron projection; plasma membrane. NCBI's taxonomy places the organism in Eukaryota, Metazoa, Chordata, Testudines, Emydidae. Gene Ontology annotation, molecular function: neuropeptide binding; neuropeptide Y receptor activity. Gene Ontology annotation, biological process: G protein-coupled receptor signaling pathway. The record is from RefSeq and is a predicted model, not a curated record.